CCAUGCCACCACUACUCUUUAUCAAUAUCAUCACUUUCAUUCUCUUCCACCCUCAAAUCUCUGCUGCAGCACGGCUCUGUCAUCCCAACGACAGAGCCGCGCUGACAGCAUUCAAAAACAGCUUCACAAACCCCAACCCAUUCCCCUCGUGGGACCCCGCCUUCGACUGCUGCGACUGGUACGGCGUCAAAUGCAACGACACCACCAGCCGUGUCAUCGGCCUCGACAUAGCAUCCCACGACUCCCUCACCGGCACCAUCCCCUCGUCCCUCGCCAACCUAACGCACCUCCAAAAUCUCCGCCUCCACAAGAUCCCCAACCUAGUAGGCCAAAUCCCACCCUCACUCACAAAAAUACCUAAACUAAGAUUCCUUGUAAUAAGCUGGACAAACAUCUCAGGACCAAUCCCACAUUUUCUUUCCCAAAUCAAGAAUCUAGCAUACCUAGUCCUCUCCUUCAACCGCCUCUCCGGCACAAUCCCUCCUUCUCUCCCAACUCUUCCGUACCUCUUCGCAAUUGAUUUAAGUCGAAACCAGCUCACCGGCCCCAUCCCAGAAACGUUCGGACACUUCCAAAAAACCGCGGGAUUCCCAGCACUCGACCUCUCUCACAACAAGCUCUCCGGGCCGCUUCCAUCUUCUUUGGCCAAUGUACCCUUCUCGUCGGUGGACGUCUCUAGAAACAAUCUGACUGGCGAUGCGUCUGUGUUCUUCGGGAAGGACAAGGCCGCGAGCAGCAUUGACAUAUCGAGGAACGGGUUCGAGUUUGAUCUGUCGAAGGUGAGCUUCAUGGAGUCGCUAGAUGUGUUGGACAUAUCGCAUAACAGGAUUUAUGGGGAGAUUCCGAAGCAGAUAACGGAGGCUGUUUACUUGCAGUUUUUGAAUGUUAGUUAUAACAGAUUGUGUGGGGAGAUUCCGACGGGGUGGAAGCUGAGGUAUAGAUCUGAGCCUUGGGAGAAUUCAUCGUUUGUGCAUAAUCGGUGCCUUUGUGGGAUUCCUUUAAAUCCAUGCAAAUGAUUGUCAAUUUCAAUUCUAAUUAAUGAGUUGUGAAUAAGCUUUCUUUCUGCAUUUGAAAGAUUUUCAGUUUA
This is a messenger RNA of Salvia hispanica, 1087 nucleotides long. RefSeq names its product polygalacturonase inhibitor 1-like. The record is from RefSeq and is a predicted model, not a curated record. Gene Ontology annotation, molecular function: protein binding. Lineage: Eukaryota; Viridiplantae; Streptophyta; Magnoliopsida; Lamiales; Lamiaceae.